AUGGAACGUAUCGCUGGAGAGCUCGGCGUGGGUAUCGCUCACCGUCCGACAGCGACCAUGCGCAGCAAAAUCAUGCAAGUGAAGGAUCGCCUAGACGUGGGUGAACAAUCGGGCGUCGUCUAUCAGAUCCCAUGUCGGGACUGCCCUCGCCACUACACUGGACAAACCGGACGACGACUUAGCUCACGAAUAACGGAGCACAAACGGGCGGUCCGGAGAGGCGACCCGUUGUCUCAGGUCGCCACUCACACCCUGGAGGAAGGCCACGAAUUCAACUUUGCGAGCACGCGGAUAGUGGCGCGGGCCAGCAAUAAGACAGGACGAGAACUGUUAGAGGCCUGGGUGUCUGACACCAACGCUAUCAACAGGCACGUUGACGUACCCCCCUGCUAUCACGCGCUCCAUUCCCGCGGCCAAGGGGCGAGACCCAAUUUCCAGCCAAGGGUGCACGCAGUCACGCCACCGUGA
Spirometra erinaceieuropaei is the source of this 468-nucleotide messenger RNA. The record is from the annotation of a GenBank genome assembly. Lineage: Eukaryota; Metazoa; Platyhelminthes; Cestoda; Diphyllobothriidea; Diphyllobothriidae.